AUGCAGUUUUUGGAGACUGUGUCGGUGGGAGAUAUUCCGUAUUCAUGCACCAUUGGCACAUCUAUUAUUAUUCAACCGUUGAAGUCACUUCGAGAGCCCAGCGAUCUUUCGAUGUCAGAUUUGCAAGAUUACCUGCUUCUGGGGCUUCAGCUUUCAUAUUUGCCUCACUUCUGCCAGCGCCAAUGCGAAAUGAAAGGGCAAUAUUACUACGAUAUAGAUUUCACUGCGACUGCCUUUCAAUGCAAGAAGCCAUGGCACGAACAUAUUCCCAACACUUCAGAGAAAAAUUGGCUUUGGAAGUUUAUAACCAAUGAUUUAUUCCUUCCCUUUAUUAGGGGAUUACUUUCUCCCAAAACCUUAAAAUUCCGAGGACUUCAGAAAGAACUUGGUAAUUGCGGACUUUACUAUCCCUGCAACACCUCGAUGAUUGGUAAGGCUUUCUUCACUUACAUGUCUCCUCUUCUAAUGUUAUUUAUGUCUCUCACUUAUACUGGUCCUUCCUAUGUACCAUAA
Vitis riparia (riverbank grape) is the source of this 513-nucleotide messenger RNA. RefSeq lists its product as uncharacterized. Bases 1 to 513 code for a protein of 170 amino acids. NCBI's taxonomy places the organism in Eukaryota, Viridiplantae, Streptophyta, Magnoliopsida, Vitales, Vitaceae. The transcript is spliced from 4 exons. The record is from RefSeq and is a predicted model, not a curated record.